Messenger RNA from Hipposideros armiger (great roundleaf bat), 810 nucleotides. RefSeq names its product replication protein A4 (gene RPA4). NCBI's taxonomy places the organism in Eukaryota, Metazoa, Chordata, Mammalia, Chiroptera, Hipposideridae. Gene Ontology annotation, molecular function: single-stranded DNA binding. The record is from RefSeq and is a predicted model, not a curated record. Gene Ontology annotation, biological process: DNA replication; double-strand break repair via homologous recombination; nucleotide-excision repair. Gene Ontology annotation, cellular component: nucleus; DNA replication factor A complex; site of double-strand break. The coding region runs from base 1 to 810 and encodes 269 amino acids. The transcript has a single exon.
AUGAGUAAGAAUGCGUUUGAGAGCCACGGCGGCAUCCCUGCUGCGGGUGGAGCCAGUGGGAGCAGUGAGCAACCCUCUCAGGGCGGCGCAGCUCCUGCCCUGAUGGCCCCAAGAUCCAGGGCUCGACUCUGGGACAUAGUACCGUGUAGCGUAAACCAGCUGCUCACGGCCUCUCUGGUUGACGGUGUUUUCAAGAUCAGGGGAAUGCAGGUUUCCCAUGUCUCAAUUGUGGGGAUCAUCAGGAAGGUGGAGAGAGCGCCAUACUUCAUUCGUUACAAGAUUGAUGAUAUGACCACCAGGCCUAUAGAAGUCCGCGAAUGGCUCGGCCGAGACAGAGCAAAGCAGCGGCGGACUGUGUUUCUGGUGGGAGUAUAUGCCAAAGUGUUCGGUAUUCUCAGAGGUUAUGCGGGGAUGAAGUGCCUUGAGGUAUUGAAUAUCCAUAUCCUGGAAGAUAUGAAUGAGUGCACCGCACAUAUUCUGGAAAUUGUCAACGCACACACGAUGGUGGCUCAAGGCCUGCAAGAGGCCUCUGGGCUGAGCGCACCUGUUGCUCCAUCCCGAGUGGGUGAGGCUGCAUCCGGAGUGGGUGAGGCUCUGGAGUACGGCGAGUCCAACCUCGACUUCAUCCGGGAGGAGGUGCUGCGUUUGAUUCACGAGUGUCCACGCCAGGAAGGCAUGAGCAUUCAUGACCUGCAGGUCGAGCUUCGCAGCCUGAGCGUCAGUGCCAUCCGGGAAGCCACUGAAUGUCUGAUGAGGGAGGGCCACAUCUACCCCACUGUGGACCGGGAGCAUUUUAAAUCUGCUGAUUGA